Molecule: messenger RNA, 596 nt
Organism: Guyanagaster necrorhizus
Lineage: Eukaryota; Fungi; Basidiomycota; Agaricomycetes; Agaricales; Physalacriaceae
Exons: 2
Coding region: 161-406 (81 amino acids)
Source: RefSeq, a predicted model, not a curated record
GUUUCGCAUCACUCAUUUCCCAAGCUAGCCUUCACCCUUUUGACGAGCUUUGGUCUCGUCUUGUCUCUGUUGUGACUGACUCUUAUUCUUAACAAGCUUGGUCUUGUUCCGCUCUCCGUCCAUCCUUACACCAUAUCUCGACCUAUCUUGUUUAACGAUAAUGCGUUUCUUCAUCGCCACCCUCGUCGCUGCUUUCAUAGUUGCUUUCGCUCAUGCUGCGGCUAUUCCCCAUGUCUCCAGAGAUAACGUUCCUAGGGCCACGCGGCUUUCUCGUUAUCCAGUGGCAAGGAAUAACGGUGGUGCUUCGGCUCAUGCCGAAGCCAGAGAGACGGCUCCUGCUGCAGACAGUAGCCGUAUGAUCAAGCGGGUGCACCCCAGGCAGUUCCGGCCUCUAGAGAGCUACUAGGUGGCCUUGAAACGACAGGUAGCUGACCCUGUUCACACUGAGGUAAGAUGUUCUUAGAAAAUAAUGGGAUACGUCAGAUAGAGACAUCAAUAUUAAGUUAUUUGUAGUGUUACAUGUUGUUCUCGGGAAGAAUCCAUGUAGAUACUGUAAUGUACGAAAAUUAUAUGAACAUUUCAGAAUUAUGAAAGCA